Molecule: messenger RNA, 1477 nt
Organism: Bombus pascuorum
Lineage: Eukaryota; Metazoa; Arthropoda; Insecta; Hymenoptera; Apidae
Product: succinate--CoA ligase [ADP-forming] subunit beta, mitochondrial-like
Exons: 6
Coding region: 1-1440 (479 amino acids)
Biological process (GO): tricarboxylic acid cycle; succinyl-CoA metabolic process
Cellular component (GO): succinate-CoA ligase complex; mitochondrion
Molecular function (GO): metal ion binding; ATP binding; succinate-CoA ligase (ADP-forming) activity
Source: RefSeq, a predicted model, not a curated record
AUGUCCAUUAGACUCUCGUCUUUUACAUCAUUUUGUGUUAGAAAAAUAGGAAGACAGGUAACAAUAUUUAUUUUAAGUAGUCACAUGCAACAAAUGCAAAUAUAUCAAAGAAAAUAUUUUCAGUUUUUAAAUCGUACUUCUGUCAUUGUUCAACAAACUCGACAUUUACAAGUUCAUGAACAUAUCGCAUAUACUUUAUUGAAAAAUAGUGGAAUUCCAACUCCGCCUUUUGGAGUAGCCAAAACUCCAGACGAGGCUGCCAAGAUAGCAGCUGAUCUUAAGACAAAAGAUAUUGUUUUGAAAGCUCAAGUUCUUGCUGGAGGACGUGGAAUGGGGCACUUUAAAGAUACCAACGUCAGCGGUGUUGUUAUGUGUGAAACGCCUGAGCAAGCAAAGACUUUGACUAGUAAUAUGAUAGGUAAAUUGUUAAUAACUAAACAAACUGGAGAAGCUGGUAGAAUUUGUAAUUCAGUAAUGGUGACAACACGUAUGUUCCCACGUAAAGAAUAUUAUAUGGCAGUAAUGUUGGAACAAUCUUUUGAUGGUCCUGUUGUAAUUGUAUCUAAACAGGGUGGUGUAAAUAUCGAAGACAUCGCUGCCACGAAUCCGGAAGCUAUAUCGUAUACACCAGUGAAUAUCAUGAAAGGUUUAGCACUUGAACAAAUAAAUCAAAUUGUGGAUAACUUAGGUAUAGAAGGAGAGGAGAGGAAGACUACAUCGUUAAUUAUUUGUAAUCUCUACGAGUUGUUCAUCGAGAAAGAUGCAUUAUUACUUGAAAUUAAUCCAUUUGCAUUAGAUAUUUGCGGAGAAUAUUUUGCCUUAGAUUGUAAAUGUUCUUUUGACGACAGUUCAGAGUUCAGACAAAAGGAACUAUUUGCACUGCAAGAUUUCACACAACUAGAUCCUAAUGAAGUCCAAGCAUCUAAGUUUAAUUUAAGCUAUAUAGCUUUAGAUGGAAAUAUAGGGUGUAUGGUAAAUGGUGCAGGAUUAGCGAUGGCUACUAUGGAUUUAAUAAAAUACAAUGGCGGUAUGCCAGCUAAUUUUUUAGAUGUGGGUGGUAGUGCCACUGAAGAAGCUGUGAUGGAAGCUUUUAAAAUAAUAAUCUCUGAUCCAAAGGUAGAAGCAAUUUUCGUAAAUAUAUUUGGUGGUAUUAUGAGGUGUGAUAUAAUCGCGAAAGGUAUUAUCAAUGCGUCCAAAGAGUUACAGUUAAAUAUUCCCGUAGUUGUAAGACUGCAGGGAACUAAUGUAGAAGAAGCACAUCGAUUGAUACGGGAAGCACAAUUGAAAGUUAUUUCCGUAGAUGAUUUUGCCCAAGCUGCUGAAUCGGUUGUAAAAUUAUCUUUAAUAAUAAAAGCUGCAAAUUCUAUGAACUUGGACAUUUCUUUCACAUCCAAAGAAACAUCUAAAGAAAAGUCGAAAGUCGAAAGCAAGAAAAAGUAAAAAUGAAAUAAAUUUUUAUAUUUUUAGAGACACAAUU